AUGAGAGGACAGGAGACACUAUGGCCACAGCUCGUUCCUGUGUUGAAGCUUGGUGAAGACUGGCAGCCAACAGGUGAAGCUGUAGCCACUAAUACACUGCGAUUCCUCCGUGAGUCUAUGGAGAAGGUGGCCAAUUUGGAGCGGUCGUCAACCCAGAUGCGCCUCACCAUUUAUCAGAUUGUCCACUCUGACUUGGUCAAGCUAGCUGACAUCGACCCUGAGCUAUCUCCAGCAGCCCAUUUUGCUGCUCUCUAUACUCAGUGCAUGUGGUCUUCAAUAAGAUUCUCUCUACCAGAAACUGGCUCACACCAUCAUCACUGUCAGUGCAGCAGAGUGGUGCCUUGAAGAGCAAUGUUGACCAGCUCUUGAGGAACACCUUCCGCUUACGUCACGCUUCACCAAUCUGAGUCCUCAAGCAGAGGCAAGCAUCAGAAACCUCCGGGUGCGCACACUGGCACUACAGCUUGUGUAUGUUGUACAUGGCUCCACAGGGUCGCUCUAGGCCUGUGCGACAACUUCCUUGAACACACAGAAGCCUUACACAGAUACCUCACAGACGAGAAGUUAAGCGGUGACUCGUUCCUAGAAACUGUGUUCGAGGAGCUCAGCCAGCUGGAGGAACCAAGGCCAGGAGCUGUAGCAAGGAUCUUGCAGCCGCUGCUUAUUUCUCAUCCUGUUCCUGCUCUAUCCCCUAUUACAAAUCCCAGGGAGAUCCGGAUGUGUUCCGCAGAGAUCCUUGAGCCUCAGCCAGACAGUGAGGUCAUCUACAAACUUAGUGCAGGACUCGUGUAGGGGUGCCUCUGGAU
This is a messenger RNA of Penaeus monodon (black tiger shrimp), 806 nucleotides long. RefSeq lists its product as uncharacterized. The transcript is spliced from 3 exons. Lineage: Eukaryota; Metazoa; Arthropoda; Malacostraca; Decapoda; Penaeidae. The record is from RefSeq and is a predicted model, not a curated record. Bases 1 to 345 code for a protein of 114 amino acids.